AUGUAUAGCCGUCAAACAACACCCCCGACUGCUCCUUUCAACUACAUCCCGGGCAGUGUCGGCUCGGACGUCACAUACUACUCUCAAGCCUCAUCACCAGAACCUCAACUCGCUGGUCCUACCCCUCCACGGUCACCAGUUCGGCAAUAUGGACCUGUUCUCCUCCCCAAGGUCCGCAUGCAAGAUCAAGUUGCCGAGCCCACCAGUGGUCCCAUUAGACAUCGCAGGACGACGUCUACCUCAUCCAGCAUCGGCUAUGCCUACAGCCCUUACUCACGGCCAGCCUCGAUGGCUCGUCGUGAUUCCAGUCCUUUCAACCACAACAUCCACAAUGCCCACAGCACAAUGACAUCUCCCGUGUCAACAGCUUCCUCAUACGACUUCAACCUCUCUACUCUCAACUCUCCCAUCACAUUCGCACAACAGCCCGAGCUUGCACGUCGGUCUUCGUACGUCAGCUCGCACUCCCGCUCUACUUCAGCCAACCGAGCCCGCCAUGCUCGCGCUGGCUCUGCUGGAAGUGUUGAUGAGCAGGUUAUCAGCCGAUAUGGCUUCCCCACCUACCGCAACAUGCCCAGCUACGUCACUGCUUCAAGUGCGCCUCAGUCCAACCUGAGCCUCGUCACUUCCCUUCCAUCGUCUUACUCUUCGGUUCAAGACAUGCCCAGCUUUACCUCCACUUGCACUCAAGACUUUGUUGUCCCAGAGUUCGAGGCGGCGCCGGCUGUGCAGUACCCCUCUUUCACAGAUGUCAGUUUUGACAGCUUUCAGCAAGUCCCUGCUACAUCGUCUCUGGUCGAGUACCUCUCCUCUACCAACCCCUCCCCAUCUCUGGUUCGCCGUGUCACUAGCGCACCACGCGGCAUCAACAACCACUUCUGGUGGGACAUCCGCAACCUCCGCAGCUGGGAAGAUUUCAACAUUACCACUAUCAAGUCCAUCCCCUCGGUCCUUCCUCUUCUUGAGGUCCCAGUCCCAGCCAACUACCUUCCCCAGCCUUGCCGCCAGAACCUGCAACCAGAGAACGAGUCAGCGCUCCAAGACAUCUGCACAAACUACUACGCCAACAAGGUCAACGCUGCACUGAAGGUUGCUCAGGGAAACUCUCACAUGGUCAUGCGCGCCAUCAAACCCGUCGCCGGUCAACGCCAACAACCAGAGUUCGUCUCCAACUACCCCUCCGACUAUGAGAAGACUCUCUUCGGUGACAGCCGAGGUCGUGUCGUCGGUCUCGUCAAGUGCUACGACCAAUGGAACACUGGCAUGCGCAGCGAGUCACCUCCAAAGCAAGUUCUCUACCUCCAGGGCCUCGCUCACCUCCACCGCGUCAUGCGCGAGCACGGCUGCCGCUACGGCUUCAUCAUGACCGAGAUCGAACUUCUCUGCGUCCGCUGCGGUGGCCCAUCCUCCUUCUCCACCCCCGACCCUACAACCGUCAACGCACAAACCGGUGUGCCCAUUUAUGGUUACUUGGAGACCUCCGCUCCUAUUCGUCUCUCAACUUCCGGUUCGCACCCUGAGACUGGCGACAUUCAAUUGACCGCUGCCCUCGCUCUUUGGUACCUGCACAUGCUCGCCAAGGAGAACCCCUUUGAGGGUAUGGGCACCUGGCGCAUGGACGUCGGUGGCCCUGCCGCUUUGACCAGGCAAAACUUCUUGGACAAAGACACUUGGAUUCCUAAGCCGCAGCUUGGCGAGAAGAGGGAGGCGAAGAGGGUUAGGGGUUGGGUUUUCCCUGAUGAGCCAUUGAGUAAGAGGGAGUGUGGUAAGGGAAAGAGGGGAAAGUCUAUUGGUUAA
Messenger RNA from Alternaria postmessia, 1797 nucleotides. RefSeq lists its product as uncharacterized. NCBI's taxonomy places the organism in Eukaryota, Fungi, Ascomycota, Dothideomycetes, Pleosporales, Pleosporaceae. Bases 1 to 1797 code for a protein of 598 amino acids. The transcript has a single exon. The record is from RefSeq and is a predicted model, not a curated record.